AGGAUUCUCGGAUGUCUUAUUAGAAGUGUGUUAGGAUGGUAUUAACACUUGACAGAAGAAAAUUUCCGAACUAAUGGAAAAUAUUUUUGUUGAGACUUUCCGUACAACAUAUAUUUCUAUAUGAUACCAAGGAGGUUUUUAUACAUACUGUGUCAAAUCUACAGGUUCCUUUUCAAACAUUGAUAUGAAUUUUAACGACCGAAUAUAGAAGUAACAUAGAAGUUGAAAAUGAGUGAACAAGUUCAACUGGUAGACAUUUUACAAACUGAGGACUGGAAUAAAUAUGAGCUUCAAAACAGAAAUAGUAUAGAAACUAAUGCGUUGAAUGAUAAACUUGUGGAAAUUCGUAACGCGAGUAAAAAAAGAGAUAAAGCAUUUUUAGCCCUGACCAUAAUGUUGUUGAUAUGUUUUUCAUUUGCAGUUACAGUCAUAAUCAUAUACUUGGAAGAAUAUAUAGAAAAGAGUUCGGAACUAGAAAAACAGAUUCAACAAUUGAAUAGUUCUGGUUUGGAAAGACAAUCUCAUUUGUCAAAUCAAUUUGGUACAUUUAGUAAUGACUAUGGGACUUUCCCUAAAGGUGAAAAAGGCUCUAGAGGAGAAAGCGGUUCUGUUGGUCAUAAAGGCACUGCCGGUGAUAGGGGACAGCAAGGUAAAAAAGGAGAAACUGGAGAGAAAGGUUCAGCUGGUAGUAUGGGACAACUCGGAGAUGUAGGUCCGAAAGGAGGAAAGGGACAAAAUGGUACAAGAGGAUCACAAGGAGAAAACGGCAUGAUAGGCGAAAAGGGACUAUUGGGGGAAAAGGGUGCAGUUGGUGCAAAAGGUUCGGCAGGCAAUAAAGGUACCAUUGGAGAUAAAGGUCCAAGUGGACAAAAAGGGAGAGUAGGAGAAAAAGGUGUACUGGGUGCAAAAGGUCAGAAUGGAAGCAAAGGAGUGGAUGGUGAAACGGGAAUGCCAGGGGAAAUGGGAAAGACUGGUCUAGUUGGACCUUCCGGAAUGAAAGGUUCAAUUGGAGAAAAAGGACCAACUGGCGAUAAAGGACAGAAGGGAGAAAUUGGAAUUGCUGGCCUAAAAGGUGAAAAUGGUGAAAGGGGCAUCAGAGGUGACAAAGGUUUAAUGGGAAAUAUGGGCCCUGUUGGCAACAAGGGACAAAUAGGAGCACGAGGACAAAAUGGUGAAAAAGGAAAUCCGGGAGAAUCAGGCAGGACAAUAACCUGUGGUUCCGGAUGGGUACAAUUUAUGAGAAGUUGUUAUUAUUUUCAAUUCAAAUCAAAGAUGACAUGGAAUGCGGCAAAAACUGAUUGUCAUAGAAAGGGCGGAUUCCUAGUAAAAAUUGACAAUACUGUUGAAAGUUGGUUCCUGAAAUCGUUUAUAAUUAUCGAUAAAAACCCAGGUCACGUGUGGAUUGGAGCUCAUGAUUCAGUACAAGAAUCACGUUUUAUAUGGGAAUCCGAUAAUACCGUGCUAACCUAUACCGACUGGAAUACGGGCGAACCUAAUAAUGCUGGUCAAGAAGACUGUGCACAUAUGAAUAGUGGCGCUAAAUAUAAGUGGAAUGACAUUCAAUGUUCACAUAAAUUUUCAUUUAUUUGUGAGAAACAUUAAAACCAACUGUGGUUUAAUUCUCAUGUUUUUUUUAUGUCUGUAAAAAUGAGAGUUAACUUUGCACAUAGUUAUUCCUUUUUAUUAAAUAUUGUUUUUCUACA
This is a messenger RNA of Mytilus trossulus (common blue mussel), 1703 nucleotides long. Its product is annotated as pulmonary surfactant-associated protein D-like. The record is from RefSeq and is a predicted model, not a curated record. Bases 229 to 1602 code for a protein of 457 amino acids. Lineage: Eukaryota; Metazoa; Mollusca; Bivalvia; Mytilida; Mytilidae. Gene Ontology annotation, cellular component: extracellular matrix. The transcript is spliced from 7 exons.